AAAUUCGAAUCCCAUAUACCCAUAUGCAUUCAUUUUGCUUUCCUUUUAAGCGAACGAUACCCAUUAGCGUCAAAGCGUUUCCAUUCUCCAUCGCCGAUAAGGACGUCGAAAGCCCUACUCCCCCCACAUUUAUCAGAACCCAGAUAAAAACCCAUCUCCCAAAUCCCAAGAUCUCAAACAGCGAACCCUUUUUCUGGGUCUGAAAUUCCAGGGAAAAAGAGAUUCGAAGCACUCAAAGUGAAGCAAAGAUGUGCUGCUGUCCAAGCAGAGUUUGCAUGCUGUGCACUUGUUUGAUACUGGUGGUGGUUUUGGUGGGGCUUUUGUUUGGGUUUGGAGUGUUCAAGAAUGGCUUCCACAAGAUCAAAGAUACUGUGAAUUUCUGUGAUCCGAAUGUUCAUGGAUCUUAUUGUGGGUCUACUGGAAGACCCUUCUUGGGUUACACUGCACCUGCACCUUUCUAGGGGGGUUUCUUUAAUUCUCUUGUUUUUCUAUGUAAUUUGUUUAUCCUUUUCUGUUCUUGGUUUUAUUUUGAAUUUUUAGUUUUUAGGUUUGGUUUUUUAUUGCUGGUAAUCUGGGUUACUGGGUCUCAUUGCAGCAGCAGCUGCUGCUGCACUAGGGAUUUGGGUUGUUCUUGGAAUUUAGGUUUAUUUGUAUUUUGGCCCCUUCCAGUUUAUUAUUCUAUUGGUUAUGUUUAUUUUAGUGGACCUUGAUUUGUGUGUGGCAGAUUCCUCUGAUACUUUUUGGAUAUUAA
Molecule: messenger RNA, 751 nt
Organism: Prunus dulcis (almond)
Lineage: Eukaryota; Viridiplantae; Streptophyta; Magnoliopsida; Rosales; Rosaceae
Exons: 1
Coding region: 249-461 (70 amino acids)
Source: RefSeq, a predicted model, not a curated record